AUGAAAUGUAAUAAAUGCCAGAAUCGAAUUAGCUUGCAGGACAGUAUAAAAAGCAAAAUAGAAUUGCUAGGGGAGGAGGACAUUUUCAUGUUCUGUGAAGACUGCAGGAUUUGCUAUAUAUGCUACACCCAAACAGAAGAGCCCACGGAGUGCUGCAAAAUGUGCGGAUAUUCAUACCACACUCAUCAUUUUCCAGAAACCGAAACUGCACAGAGGGAUGGAGAUGCAGCUGAGGAAGAUAAAAGCAGAUGCAAGAAGUGUGCAGACUUGUACAGCGAAAUUGGGUUUGGCAGUCUGCUUGGCCCAGAAAUACCUGCAUUAGAGCGGAAUUAUGAAGAAAUUGAUAAAGAGCAGAUAAGAAAAAUCACAGAGAUUGUUAAAAAGAACCGGCCAGGGAAAAACACAGAGGGCAUACAAAAAGUGUUUCUGGGAGAGGUAGAGAUGCGUCCUCUUUUUUCGUCUCCAUACCCAGAGGAGUACGUAAAGUACCCAACCCUGCAUAUAUGCAGAAAGUGCAUGGAAUACUUUUCCACCAAGUACUCUCUUGAGAGGCACCAGACAAAGUGCAAGAUGCAAUAUCCACCAGGAAGGCUUCUUUAUUUAGACAGCGAGUACAUUGGGGUGUUUGAGAUUGAAGGAGACAAGGAGUCAAGAUACUGCCAGAGUCUGUGCCUUUUGGCGAAAAUGUUUCUGGAUCAUAAAACACUGUACUAUGACGUAGAGUCAUUUUUGUUCUACAUCAUAGGGGAGAUAAAAGAUGAAGAAUUUAUUGUGCAAGGAUACUUUUCAAAAGAGAGAGGAGAAGGAAGGAACAACUUGUCCUGCAUUGUUGUGUUUCCCCCGUAUAGAAAGCUGGGGAUAGGGUCAUUUUUAAUUGACUAUAGCUACUAUUUAACAAAAAGCACAGCAUCUCUGCCGUACACAGCAGGCCCAGAGCAGCCUCUUUCUGCAGAGGGAGAGCGGGCAUAUUUCUCAUAUUGGGUGAAUGCGAUUCUUCGAUACAUUGCUGACAAAAAGAACUUCAAACCAGAAGAUGCAUGCUUUGAAAAAGUGUCAGAGCACACGGGCGUGUCAAAGGAAAACAUCCGGUGGGCAUACAAACAGCUUGUAAAGAAAUUUGGCAAGGAGCUGACAUACCAAGACUUCAUAGCAAACAGAGACAUAGCUAAAAAGUCAAGAAGAAUUAAAAAAGGUGCAGCUGUCCAAAAGAGUGUAGAAAGCAAAGAUGAGAAUCCAGAGGAGUCAGAAUAA
This is a messenger RNA of Nematocida ausubeli, 1251 nucleotides long. RefSeq lists its product as uncharacterized. Gene Ontology annotation, molecular function: histone acetyltransferase activity. Gene Ontology annotation, biological process: regulation of DNA-templated transcription. The transcript has a single exon. NCBI's taxonomy places the organism in Eukaryota, Fungi, Microsporidia. The record is from RefSeq and is a predicted model, not a curated record. Bases 1 to 1251 code for a protein of 416 amino acids.